AUGCCAAAAGGAACGAUGAAUAAUUAUGUGAUGAGAUCAAGUCUUCCUGGCUAUCAGGGAUGUGAUACCAUUAAGAUUGAAUACUAUUUUCCAUCUGGAUGGCAGGGGGCUAAUGAUCCUAGUCCUGGGAGCAGCUAUUCUGGUACAAGUCGUACUGCCUAUCUCCCUGACAACCGUGAAGGCCGUGAAGUGUUACGUUUAUUGAAGUUGGCAUUUGAACGUAAAUUGACUUUCAUUAUUGGUACUUCAGUGACAACUGGAUGUAACAAUACCGUUGUAUGGAAUGACAUUCAUCAUAAAACCAGCAAAUAUGGAGGACCCUCUGGA
This is a messenger RNA of Saccoglossus kowalevskii, 327 nucleotides long. RefSeq lists its product as uncharacterized. Gene Ontology annotation, biological process: Notch signaling pathway; protein ubiquitination. NCBI's taxonomy places the organism in Eukaryota, Metazoa, Hemichordata, Enteropneusta, Harrimaniidae. Gene Ontology annotation, molecular function: zinc ion binding; ubiquitin protein ligase activity. The record is from RefSeq and is a predicted model, not a curated record.